GGGAGCUCGUUUGCAUCACUUGAGAGCCUGAGUAUCCCUGGAGCGGUCGGCAGAUACAUUUCUGGCGGUGGGGAUAAACCGUGUGCCUUAGACGUUGCUUUGUCUGCCGGACGGGAGGAGGCUGCGGUACUGAAUCAUGGGUGCUUCAGCCUCUGCGAGACGGAACGGCGAGGGUCCCGACGAUGCGACAGCCGGGGAUCAAAACGUGGAGGCGAUUGAGGUGCAGGAGGGGGGAGGACGCCGAUGCCAAGCUGGUGCAGAAGAACGGUCAGAUCUCCAACCUGAGUGGUAAGACAGAAGAUGGCACGGGGGACUUCAACGGCCAAGCUGGGGAGAAGGGCCCAGAGGAAGUUGGUCAGGCGGACGCCGAGACUGAGAAGGAGGAUGCACCGGAAAAGAUGGAGGAGCUCAAAGGGGAGGCAGAUCCACAGGUAGAGGUAAUGAAGCAGGAGAAGGAAUCGGCUGGAACAGAUGAGCUGACCUCAGUGGACAAGGUAGGAGAAGAGGAGAAGCCAAGUGAAACGAAUGAGGUGGGAUUCAAGAAGAUCUUCCGAUUUGUUGGGUUCAAGGUCACACUGAAAAAAGACAAGAAUGAGAAGAAUGAGCCCGUGCAGCUGCUGACGGUAAAAAAGGAGGAAGGUGAGGCCAGUGCUUCUGAUGUUGCUGAGGAGGCUGCUACCGAGGAACCUGAAGAGAAGGGUCUCAUUGAAGCUUCCAAGGAGAACGGUGUUGUUGAGGAAGAUAAGAAGGAAGGUGCUGAGGAGGAAUCCACUGAGAAUGGCGCUACUGAAGAAAUCAAGCCAGAGGAGAGGAAGGAGACACCUGAGGAGCCUCAAGCUGAGGAAGUGGGAGCUGAAUCUCCCACAGCCGAGGAGACCACAGAGAAAUUAACCACAGAUACUGAGGAGCAGGCUGCUGAAACAGAGGAACCCACCGAGGAGGUUACUUCUGAGAAAGAGAGCGACGCUCCAACUGAGUCCCAGACCAGCCCUGCAGCCCAUGAAACACAGUCCCCACUGAAGAGAUUCUUUACACAAGGGAUCUUCUCCAAUUUGCGGAAGAAGACAAGUUUCAAAAAGACCAAAGAAGAGGAGCUCCAGAAGGAAGUGGCCAUCAAAGAGGAAAUUAAGGAGAUGGCCGAGGAAACAACCGAAUCCCCAAAAGAAGGAGAGGAAACAAAUGAGGAGACAAUGGCUGAAGCUCAACAGAAAGAGUCGGCCAGCGCAGAGGAAAGCAAGGCCGAACUCCUUCCAGAAGUCCCAGAUGAUGUGGUGGAACAAAAAGAGGAUGAGAUCAAAGGUGAGACUAAUGCGGAAGCUGAAUCUCCUCAGACCACCCUGGAAGAGGUUGCAGAAUCUCUGCCAACUGAAGGCGCUGCUGAUGUCACAUCUACAGAGGCAAAGGCUGAAAGUUCUGCUGAAGGACAGGAAAAUCAGGAGGAGGCCCCUUCGGCAGAAGUCCCCGCUGCAAUCACAACGGAAGCAGAACUCCUAUCUUCCCAAGAAAAAAACAAGGCCCAGGGAAGCCCGUUGAAAAAACUGCUCACGGGGUCCGGAUUAAAGAAACUUUCCUCCAAAAAACAGAAAGUAAAGAAAGAAGCUGAGGCCAAGCUGACAGAAUCUGGGGAGCAUGUUUCUGACCAGCUUCAGUCAUCCUGUGAAUCUGCCGAAGGACAGAAGGGAGAAAGCUCUCCAUCCUCCCCAGAGGAGUCAGUGGAGCACGUCAUUGGGGAGCCUGGACAAACAGAAAUGGCUCUUGAAAAUGAAGGUGAAGGAGAUAAGAAAAAAGACGGCAUUCUUCCAUGGGCCUCGUUCAAGAAGUUGGUGACGCCAAAAAAACGUGUAAAAAAGUCAUCGGACAGCGAAGAUGAUGCUCCCGAAAAGCCCAAGUCUGCGACAUUGUCCUCCACAGACAGUGCUGUCUUUGUUGAAAAGCAAGAAGAGCCAAAACCUGCUGAGGAGGAGCAGAAGACCGAACCCUGCACCGAAGAACCAAAAAGGAAGAUGGAUACAUCUGUAUCUUGGGAAGCUUUGAUUUGCGUUGGAUCUUCCAAAAAGAGGGCCAGAAAAACCUCUGACUCAGAUGACGACACUCCGAGAAUCGAGGAAGAACAGCCAAAAACUGCAGAAGCACUGCUUGGAAGUUCUCAAGAGGCAGAUCAGGAAAAUUUGGCAUCUUCCCCUGAACAGGCUGGGAGUCCAUCAGAAGGAGAUGGGGUCUCAACGUGGGAGUCACUGAAAAGGUUUGUUACCCCACGUCGCAAAGUGAAGGUAGAGGACAAGGCUGAGGAGGCCACUGCUGGUACCACCUCUGAGCAAAUACCCUCAGACAGUGAAAUUCCCAAGGAGGAAUCCUCCUUCUCACUUAAGAAGCUGAUCCCUGGGCGAAGGAAAAAGAAGUCAGAUGGAAAGCAAGAGCAGGUCUCUUCCGACGAGGCGGGGAAAUCUUUGGGUUCAGCCGAGGAGGACUCUGACACGCCUGCCGUGGUUCCGUUAUCAGAAUAUGACUCUGAACAAGUUGAGCAAGAUAAUAUUGCUUCAAAGGACACUGUAGCAGCUACAGAAAUGCCAGUCAGCACUACUGAGGCUGAAGAAUCAAAACAAGAGACCACAGUCCCAGAAUCUGAGGCAGAGAAACCCAUCGAUGCCGUGCCAAUCACUGGACCUCAGGUCAAAUCUGUGGCUGAUGCUGAAGAACGACUACCAUCCUGGAUAUCGCCAACAGCUGUGGCGGACAUCCAAGAAACAACAGAAUGCAUAAUUAAACAGCCACUAAGUGACAUACCAGAAGAAGGGGACACCAUAGCCACGCCCAAAUCCAUUGCCGAGGAAGCUUCCCAUGAUGACACCAUAGCCGAAGACAUUGUGGAGUUGACUUCCGAGGUCACGACAGCCGUAGAACAGGUGCCUGAAGUAUCCUUCACAGAAGAAACGACAGAAAUGGUUUCAGCAGUGUCCAGACUCACAGAAUCCCCUGGUACAUCUGGAGACACGACUCCAGUGCAGGCCGAAUGUGGUAUGGAUAAGACAGAAGCCAUACUGCUAGAAGCAGUACAGACUAUAACCCACACAGAAAAUGUCCAGUCCUUGACGAUGACAGACUUACAACAGGAGUCUGUUGCUGUUUCAGUUACCCCACAAGUUUUGGAGUCUGCCACGAAUGAGGAGGCCGUCAUUCUGCAGCUGCAUGCAAAAUCUGAAGCUGCUGCAAUCUGCACAGGCCUCGACUCUCAAGAAAUUGAGUCUGCUGAGGAGAAGCCACUGCAGGCGUCCGUGGAGAGCAUCACUGAAGUCGGCGAGGCUGUAUCCACAGAAGUGGCCGUUGAGGAGAAAGCGGAGAAAUCUGAAGUAGCGACGGCCAGAGAAGAUUGUGUGUUUGUGGCUAAAGUCCAGGAGCUCAAAAUAGAGGCAAGAGAACCAAAGCCAUUGUCUGAUGUAGAGGAGACUGCACAACGGGUGGAAGUGCAGGUAGAAACUGUCAAGGGGAUUCAAGACACUGAAGUUUUAUUAAUGGGGGAGGUUAAACAUAUGUCAGAUCACGAACAUGCAGAUAUGUUGCAAGAACCGAAACCCGUUAAGGUAGCUGUGGUCAAUUUAGUACAGGGCGCAUCUGAAGUUCUUGAGGAACCAGUAGUAGCAGAAAACACAUCCAAAACUGAGACAGAAGGCCCACUAGAUACAACAAUAGAAGAAUCUCUCAGUUCCCAUAUCGCCCACAUCACAGAAGUCUCUCUUGUGAAGGCUGAUGCACUGCAGGAAAUUGAAGCCAUUAAGGAGGAUGUUGCUGAGACGGAGGUUACUCCACUGGAAGUAGUGAACCAGUGUGUGAUACAGGAAGUGACUGUUUCAAUGCCGGAGCCCCCUACUGCUGAAAUUUCAGAUAUCAAGGAGGCUUCCAUUGCUGUGGUAGCACCAACAGCUGAACUGUUAGCCUCUAACGAGACAACCUGUGUCAUUGAACCACUGUCUGAGUCCGUUCCUUCAGAGAUGGCAGAGGUUAAAGAUGUGGUGGCGCUGGAAAGUGAUCAUGAGGUCCAGGUUAGUGUGACGGGCACAGAAAUCCUAAUUGUGGAAGCAGCUCUUGGAGCAGCGACAGACUCAGUUCCAACCAGCAUCGGUUCUACAGCUGAAGAUGUCCGUGUGAAAGAAGAGGAACUAAAGGAAAUGCUGGCAGAGCAGAUUCAGGAAGCAGAAACUGUAAAAGAGGACAGCACAGCUGUUGCUGAGGCGGUCAUCCAGAGUGUCGACUUGAAAAUGGAGCAGGUAAAGGAUGCAGGAAUUACUGCUGAGGACAGUGAUGCUGUAAGUCAGGUGGUGACCCAGAAGGUGGACCUGGAAGUGAUGCAAACAGAGCAGAAAAAGGAAGCGGAACAUGUCGAAGUGGAUGGUACAUCUGAUGCCGAGGUGGUCAGCAAGAAUGCAUUGGAUGACCUGUCAAAGCAAGAAAGUGAAUCAGGGAUCACUGAACAAGAGGAGGAGGGGAAGAAAAUGGUGCUAAAAGCGGAGAGAGAGGCAUCAGGUGAGAAAGAGGUCAAAGGAGAAACGGAGGAACCCAAAGAGCCUGUUCUCCCUGAGACGGUCCAAGAAGCUGUUCAAGUGGAAACAAUCAAAGUUAGUCAAUCUGAAGCCACAGAAAGCUCUGCAGUCCUAGCGGAGAUUCAUCAUGAAGAUAUUAUCGUCAAGCCUUCAGAGGAAAACAUACAGGAAACAGAUGUGACAGCUCAAGAAAAUGAGACACAAACUCAAGAGGAACAAGCGGAGGUCAAACAAGAAGGUCUGGCAACCCAAGAAGCUGUAAAAGGAAAAGAUGAGGCUAUGCUAGAGAGUCAAGAGGAAGCCGCUGCUGUCAUAGAGGAGAAAAAAAGCGAAUAUGAAGCUCAUGAAGUAGAGGCAGAAUCACAGGAGCAAAGCAGGGUAGCAGAUAUAACAGGUCAGGAUGACCGAGUGUCAGAGACUGUCCUACAGAAGGAAGUACAGCAUGAAGAUGUGCAAGUCCCCACCACAGUCGAAGCAGAAAUAACGGGGCAGACAGUGGUGGAGCCCAUCGAUAAAGAAGAGGAGAAACAAGCAGAAGAGGAUCUGAAUCAGGGUGCCGCUGAGUUGAGGGCAAAGGACGACGCAGUUCCUGUUGUCAGUCAGGAUUCAGAGACAGCAGUUCCUGUUGUCAGUCAGGAUGCAGAGACGGCAGUUCCUGUUGUCAGUCAGGAUGCAGAGACGGCAGUUCCUGUUGUCAGUCAGGAUGCAGAGACGGCAGUUCCCAAGAAGUGUGUGGAAGAUCAUGGCGAUGGGACGGUGAGUGGAGAGCUAGAAUCACAAGAAGCCCCUGCUGAGGAUGGUAUGGCCACAGAGACAGGCGAUCCCAAGGCAAGUGAUACAGAAACCGAGGCGAAGGCCCAGAAUGUGUCCACGGGAUGUCCGUCGGCCACAGAUGCCGAUUCUGUGGCGACCAAGAAGACCAUGGGACAAACGGCCAUCAGCGGUGUCUUGGAGGUCACCGGAGCAGUGAUCCUGGAGAAGGCAAGCGAGCUGCAGCCUGUGUCGUCGGAGCAGACUGCCACGUCAUGAAAUAGCCGGCCCGGAGGAGCGAUUCCCUGCGAGAGAGGAGGGUCCGAAGGGGAACCGCGAGCCGGUUCUGGAGAUACGCACUCACGCCGCGCCAGCAACUGAGCGAGUGACACCCCCGCCCACACACACACAGCUGCUCCGUCUCCCUGCCUGUUUGCUCGCUCAGGGGGCUCCACCAAUAGCUCUACUCACAGCCCUACGCAGUUCCACCCCGGUCCAGCCUGAUGCUUUUCUCGGCUAGUGAACAAAUAUGAUGUAUACCUGCUGUGACACCCCCCUUCCCAAAAUCCCACCCAAUUCUGCUGCCUCGUCUGCUUGAGUUGCUACAACUGUCCCGUGAAGAGAGUCGUGAAAGACGUAUGUAUGUUUCCAGAGCUGGGGGGGGGGCACUUUCUUGUAUAUUGUAUUUAUAUCUGAACUAAGCUGACACUCCCACCUUCGUUUUUGUAUUUAUAUUAUUUUGACAAUGAUUCUCAAAGCUCUCCUGCUGCUUUAUGAGCAUAAAGGUAUUUUUUGUUUUCCCACUGAGGCUUCAUGGUACAGACAUGCGCGUUCCAAUAACUUGUUUUUGAAACACAAAAAAAACCCAAAAAAACAAAAAACAAACCCUGAGACCAAUGUGAAAGGAGCACCACCUCUGAGCGGCAGCAUUCCGCGGUAACAGUGUGGACCGUGUGCAUGAACUGUUCUGUGAACGUCAGCAGCUUCUCUCUGGCAUCUUCUGAUCCAUCCAGUCUGCUGUAGGUUCGCCCUGCUACUGAAAUGCUAGUGCCUGCUCUCCGUAAAGUAGUACGUCAAAUUCGGAGAGUGUUUAUUUCCUUGCCAAUAGUGCAACACGGUAGAAAAUGUAGAAUAUAGAAAAAAAAAAUCGUUAUUCUUGCUAUAAAGAUUUUAAUGUACACCAUCCUCUUUAAAGGUUUUUUUUUUAAAUAAAAAAAUAAUUAAAAAAUUAAUAAAUCCAUGUAGAUAUCCGUGCACAUCAGGGGACUUGGAAGUGUAGCUUUAGCAUUGUUUCAAUAAUGUGAAGGGGUAUGUUUAAAGAUUAAGCUUAGUGAGUGAGACACUGAAAACACUGCGUUGCUGAAAAAUGUAGCGGACCGAAUUGUAACUGUAUGGAUGUACAGAUCACGUUGAUGUCUGCGGUUUGGGCCCAUGUAUGGUGAACACUGCACUCCAGUCUGCAGGUGAGCCUAGGCGUUUUAUUUGGGGGGAUUACAGAUGUUAUUACCACGUAGCUGGAUGAUCGAUUUCAAAGCAGCGUUGUCUAUAUUGGGCUUGCAAGUUUUGUGUCACACUGGAAAUGUGUGGUGCUUUUGUGCCCCCUAAUGGCGACAUAUCAGAAACAUCUUGCUGCAGGGCUUUAGACAGGAUAGCGCAUAGUCAUAGGAUUCAUUAAAGGAUGGACGUUAAGAAUCUGUUCAUACCUUGCACAGGUAACUGUCUCGUGCCACGCAAUUGAGGUUAGAAGCUCAAAGGCGAUCCCAAAUACACUCCUCCCACGUCACAGGCUGCAUUUUUGACAAAGAGUCAUCGAUUACAAACCACAGGGUUUGGAGCUCGUAAGCGAAUCAAACUGUUAUGUCAUGGGUUUCGGGAGGUAGCAUGGAACUAAAACAUAGCGCCUGGCUGAGCUUUUGUAUGAGGACGAAGACAGACGAUGCCGUUAGCAGGCUGAACAAAGACAGCGGGGAGCGCCAUCUCUGUGCUAGUUAUUGUUCUGGUCGCGGAUUUAAUAAAAGUCUUAGCACGGAGAACACUGUGCACACUGUGCACAGCACCCCACACCGAAACAGAACGAUGCCGUCAUUAGUUUUCUAACUGUUCAGCUAGGCGAGCUGGCCCCGGUCGACCCGAAAGCCGCAGCGACCCACUCCACCCUCCUCUCCACCCAGCGCCCCCUCGCAUUCGACUUCUGACGUUCCUCACGCCACUCUGAGCUUUUUGUAACAAAAUUAAAUGUGAACCUGGUAACCUUUGUACAAACUGUAUACCUCUAUACCUUAAAUCACAUUGUAAUAACAUCGAGUAACUCUUAAACGUGAUAUAUAACAAGCAUGAAAUUAAAUCCUGUCUUUUAUAUUUACAUGCUGUUAAUAUGAAUAUGAAAAUCAUGUCUAAAACUUCCUUCCAAUAAACUUAGCCUUACAGAA
Messenger RNA from Brienomyrus brachyistius, 7714 nucleotides. RefSeq names its product A kinase (PRKA) anchor protein 12b (gene akap12b). The transcript has 4 exons. Gene Ontology annotation, biological process: signal transduction; regulation of protein kinase C signaling. NCBI's taxonomy places the organism in Eukaryota, Metazoa, Chordata, Actinopteri, Osteoglossiformes, Mormyridae. Bases 183 to 5564 code for a protein of 1793 amino acids. Gene Ontology annotation, molecular function: calmodulin binding; protein kinase A binding. The record is from RefSeq and is a predicted model, not a curated record. Gene Ontology annotation, cellular component: cytoplasm.